Messenger RNA from Hemibagrus wyckioides, 3152 nucleotides. RefSeq names its product solute carrier family 15 member 1a (gene slc15a1a). Bases 823 to 2991 code for a protein of 722 amino acids. The record is from RefSeq and is a predicted model, not a curated record. Gene Ontology annotation, cellular component: membrane. The transcript has 23 exons. NCBI's taxonomy places the organism in Eukaryota, Metazoa, Chordata, Actinopteri, Siluriformes, Bagridae. Gene Ontology annotation, biological process: transmembrane transport; oligopeptide transport. Gene Ontology annotation, molecular function: dipeptide transmembrane transporter activity.
UAUUUUAAAACGUUUCCUUGUUCAUUGUUUAACAUUUUGCUUUGUUUGAAUAAAAAUUAUUCCCCACAUAUGUGACCACACACAUCACCAUUAAUGUCGUUGUUGUUAAUGAACAAGUCUACACAUGAUCAUGAUGGAGUUCUACAGUGUAAAGUGCCUUAGUGGAAGAGUAAAAUGUUUCAUAUCUGCCUGAACAUUGACCCCCCGUAUGUGUUCGUGUUAUCACACUGCGAAUUUCUGUAAGUGUGGACCUCUCUUUCACUUCCCUCGCCCAUUUUCCUCCGUCUCAGUUCCAUGGAUAUUCUUCUAUCUCCUACUUUAUUGAUCUUGCUUAAAUUCUGCUGAUAGGUAAAAAUCUUCAUCCAUCACACUGGAAUUUUAAUAAGCUCACGUAUAUCUUUUGUAUUUCUUUAAAGGAAAGAAAACCCUUCCUAGAUCAUAUAAGCUCCAUAUGAUCUUAAACUUGCAUAUGAAGUUACUCUCACAGCCCUGGGCUUUUCUUUUCUAUUGCACAUAUUGUUGCUGUAUUUUUGUUCUUUCCCCAUUUAUUUCAUCUACCACAUUAAUUUGCUUGUUGAAAUAAAUAUCCCAGUGUUUUGUUUCUUAUCCAUACUAUAUAAAAUUCCAAAAAAUGAGUAUGAGUUUGAGUAUUUUCUCCUUCUCACUGCCUCCAUCACUCCCUGUACUUGUAUGUUCAGGUAAAGAGCUCAUAAACAGGGCCACAGUCCACUCUAAUGAGAAACGGUUCACCUUUACACUGUGGGUUCUGUAGACACGCAGGUCUUUUCGUCCAUUGCAGCUCAGCAGGACGCACACGCAAUCAUGCCCGACAAAGAGAAGAACGAUGAUAAGAAACCAAAGAAGAGUGUGGAAUGCUGUGGUUAUCCACUCAGUAUAUUUUUCAUCGUUGUCAACGAGUUUUGUGAGAGAUUCUCCUACUAUGGAAUGCGUGCGGUGCUGGUGUUGUACUUCACGUACUUCCUGCGUUGGGAUGAUGAUCUUGCCACCUCCAUCUAUCACGCGUUCGUGGCCCUGUGCUACCUGACUCCUAUAUUAGGUGCCAUCGUGGCUGACUCCUGGCUUGGAAAGUAUAAAACCAUCAUCUAUCUGUCCAUCGUCUAUGCCAUCGGCCAGAUCAUCAUGGCAGUCAGUGCUAUUCAUGACAUCACUGACACAGACAGAGACGGCAAACCAGACAAUAUGACAGUGCAUGUUGCCUUGGCUAUGGUAGGGCUGACCCUCAUCGCUCUUGGUACAGGCGGCAUCAAACCAUGUGUGUCUGCAUUUGGAGGAGAUCAGUUUGAAGACCACCAGGCGAGGCAGCGUAGUACGUUCUUCUCUGUGUUCUACCUGUGUAUUAAUGCAGGCAGUCUCCUGUCCACUCUCAUCACCCCCAUACUACGAGGUCAGGAGUGUGGUAUUCACAGUACACAGAAAUGCUACCCACUGGCUUUCGGUGUUCCUGCAGCCCUCAUGGUGGUAUCUCUGGUUGUGUUCAUUGCUGGAAGUGGGAUGUAUGUUAAAGCUGCACCCAAGGGCAACAUUAUGCUGCAAGUGUCCAAAUGCAUUGGGUUUGCUAUUAAGAACCGCUUCAAAUACCGUGGCAGUAAAUAUCCACAGAAAGAGCACUGGCUGGACUGGGCUGAAGAGAGAUAUGAUAAACUCCUCAUUGCUCAAAUUAAGAUGGUGCUCAAAGUGAUGUUUCUCUACAUCCCUCUGCCAAUGUUCUGGACCCUGUUUGACCAAAAGGGCUCCCGCUGGACCCUCCAAGCCACCACCAUGGAUGGGACCUUUGGAACAUUGGUUCUGCAGCCGGAUCAGAUGCAGACAGUGAACCCCAUUUUGAUUCUCACCCUGGUGCCCAUCAUGGACAGAAUUGUGUAUCCCCUCAUCAAAAAGUGUGGCUUCAACUUCACCCCUUUGAAGAGAAUGACCGUUGGGAUGUUUUUAGCUGCCAUGGCUUUUGUGUCUGCAGCUCUGGUCCAGCUUGAGAUCGAUAAAACACUGCCAGUUUUCCCUUCCUCUACACAAAGUCAGCUGAAAGUAAUUAACAUGGGAAGUGCUCAGCUCCAAGUCACCAUCUCUCCCAGCACAUCUCUUCAGCUUGGAUCCCUGCAGGCCAGUGAUGACUACAUGACAUUUGACAAUCCAGACAUUAAAGUUUCUGUGAAUACAAAUCCUGUGAUCAGUGAAAACUUCACCCUGAGUUUAGGACUACGUCAGACCCUCAUCAUCCCCUCUGUUCCUAAUGCCAUGUAUCUGACAAAUGAUUUAACUGCUAAACCAGAGCAAGGCAACAAUGCAGUCAGAUUUGUAAACGGUAUGAAUAGAGCUCUGAAUGUUUCAAAUGUUGGACUCAUCGAACCAUCAGAUGUUUCAAACAACACACUCUUUUCACAGGGGUCUCAGACAUUCACCCUCACUGAUGGUGCUCAGUCAUGUCAGUUCUCUACACAGUUUGGGUUUGGAGGAGCUUACACCUUCCUAAUCCCCAGCACACUGGUCUGGACUGAUAAAUGUGGUGGCUCUAUAGUGAGAGUGGAAGAUAUUCAGCCCAAUACUGUGCACAUGGCCCUUCAGAUCCCUCAGUAUUUCCUCAUCACUGCAGGAGAAGUGGUGUUCUCCGUCACUGGCCUGGAAUUCUCCUACUCACAGGCCCCCAGUAACAUGAAAGCAGUGCUGCAGGCUGGCUGGCUCUUGACUGUGGCUGUGGGAAACAUCAUUGUGCUGAUCGUGGCAGAGCUGGCAAAACUCCCUGACAAGUGGGCAGAGUAUGUGCUGUUUGCUUCUCUGUUAGUGGCAGUGUGCAUAAUCUUUUCAAUAAUGGCUUAUUUCUACACCUACAUCGAUCCUGCUGAGAUUGAGGCCCAGUUUAAGGAAAACAACGAGCUGGAACCAGAUGAGAAAAAAGAGAAAGGAAGUAAAGAUAUAGAGAUGGAAACACAUAAAACACAGAAAUACCAAGAUGAACCCAAGAUGACUAAAAUCUGAUUCAACUAUGAUACAACCCUCAUAUAAUAACAUCUUUAAACAUGUACCAGUGUGCUUACAGGCAUUAUGAGUGUUAGACGUAAAUGCCAUGUGUAUAAAUUAAACACAAAAGUCUAGAUAGAGCUUCUGAAAGUGAACAACCGAAUUGAAAGUAAAGUGAA